This is a messenger RNA of Salvia splendens (bonfire salvia), 633 nucleotides long. RefSeq lists its product as uncharacterized. The transcript has a single exon. Lineage: Eukaryota; Viridiplantae; Streptophyta; Magnoliopsida; Lamiales; Lamiaceae. The record is from RefSeq and is a predicted model, not a curated record. The coding region runs from base 1 to 633 and encodes 210 amino acids.
AUGGGAGUUCCGGCUCACCUCUUUGAGGUAUCGGCCCUCAUGGAUAUUGACAAGCUUCUAGGCGAGUCGCUACUAGUGGACCAUGCCACAAUCAACCAAACUCGGCUUUCCUUUGCUAGGAUUUUUGUCGAAAUCGAUAUCUCCAACCCACCGACGGAGGAGAUUAUACUAAGCAUCCUAGGCAAAGAAUCAAGACACAAAGUGGCAUGGGACCGUAUCCCGCUGUUUUGCGUGAAUUGUAAACAUGUUGGACACGUCAUUGAUAAGUGUCAUGCGUUGGGAAGGAAGGGGCGUCUUGGAAGUAAGGAUUACCAAACACCAACAAAGGUACAGCACCCUAACCAUGACCCCGAGAUCAUCCGCCCUGAACGGCUCCCAAAGGAGGCGAAAAAGGUUGGCACUUCACCGAGCAUUGAUCACACGAACAAGGAGAAAGAUAGUGGCAACCAAAAGAAGGACAAUGAGGGCGUUAUGGACGCCCAACCGUUGGUCCCAAGAGCGCCCUUUGAGAGGCAACCUAGCGUGGACGAGGAUGGGUUUCAAUUGGUGUCAAGGAAGAGGAAAGGCAAGGCACAUAGGGGAGACAUGCAUUCCAAAGCUCCAAAUCUCGACAAUUUAUGCCUUUGUUUUUAG